AUGGCUGAGGAUCUUCGCGCUCUUCUUACUCAGUUGAGGCCUUUGUUUGCCGUGAUUCCAAAGGCUAAAACUGCCAAAAUUGCCAGGGGAACAAUCGACUGUGUUUCCAAAAUACCUGGAACCUCUGAUCUCCAACUUGCUCUUUGCAAAGAACUAGUAUUGUGGGCUCGUGCCGAAAAGCCUGCUCUCCUGAGGCAGCGAGUUGAGACAAGGCUUGCAACUCUUUUAUUGGAAACUAAGGAGUACGCAGAGGCACUGGCCCAGCUUACCAACUUGUUAACAGAGGUAAAGGGAGUAGAUGACAAGCUACUUCUUGUGGAAAUACACUUGCUUGAGAGUAAGCUACACUUUCUGUUGAAGGAUCCUCCCAAGGCGAGAACUGCUUUCACAGCUGCGAAGAAAGCUGCAAAUGCUGUCUAUAUACCACCAAAUCAACAAAGUGUCAUUGAUUUGCAGUGUGGGAUUCUCUUGGCUGAGGACAAGGAGUAUAAAACUGCUUAUAGCUAUUUCUUUGAAGCAUUUGAGGCACUUAAUGCUGUUGAAGACCCAAGGGCAAUUUUCAGGACGAACGAAGCUGGUGGUGUUGCUGGGAUGAUUUCUUCGAAGGCAGGCCAUCAAUAUCUGGGCCCAGAACUGGAUGCCAUGAAAGCUGUUGCCGAUGCUCAUUCCAAACGAUCUUUGAAGUCAUUUGAAAAGGUGCUGCGGGAUUACAAGGAUCAGCUGGAGAAAGACCCUGUUAUGUACCAUCAUAUCUCAUCCCUUUAUGACACUCUAGUGGAACAAAACCUGUGUAGAUUGAUUGAACCUUUCUCAAGGGUUGAGAUUUCACACAUUGCUGAACUGAUUGAAUUGCCUGUUGACUUUGUGGAGAAAAAGCUGGCACAAAUGAUUCUGGACAAGGAGUUCGCUGGGAUACUGGACCAAGGUGCUGGACACAUCAUAAUAUUUGAUGACCCCAAGAAGGAUGCGCUCUUUUCUGCAGCUCUUGAAACCAUCUCCAGAAUUGGCAAGGUUGUGGACAGCCUUUGUCAGUUCUUCUCAGAUUAUGCACUGAAGGGAUUUGCAUUACUUUGA
This is a messenger RNA of Dovyalis caffra, 1074 nucleotides long. NCBI's taxonomy places the organism in Eukaryota, Viridiplantae, Streptophyta, Magnoliopsida, Malpighiales, Salicaceae. The record is from the annotation of a GenBank genome assembly.